Diceros bicornis minor is the source of this 2977-nucleotide messenger RNA. It is a transcript of the gene DVL1, whose product is annotated as dishevelled segment polarity protein 1. The coding region runs from base 88 to 2190 and encodes 700 amino acids. Gene Ontology annotation, cellular component: cytosol. Gene Ontology annotation, molecular function: frizzled binding. NCBI's taxonomy places the organism in Eukaryota, Metazoa, Chordata, Mammalia, Perissodactyla, Rhinocerotidae. The record is from RefSeq and is a predicted model, not a curated record. The transcript has 16 exons. Gene Ontology annotation, biological process: canonical Wnt signaling pathway; intracellular signal transduction.
GGCCAGGAGCGGCUGGCGGGCGGGGCGCAGGCCGGCGGCGGGGAGGCGCCCGCGUCCGAGCCCCGGGCCGGGCCUGAGCACCGCGCCAUGGCGGAGACCAAGAUCAUCUACCACAUGGACGAGGAGGAGACGCCGUACCUGGUCAAGCUGCCCGUGGCGCCCGAGCGCGUCACGCUGGCCGACUUCAAGAACGUGCUCAGCAACCGGCCCGUGCACGCCUACAAAUUCUUCUUCAAGUCCAUGGACCAGGACUUCGGGGUGGUGAAGGAGGAGAUUUCUGAUGAUAACGCCAAGCUGCCCUGCUUCAAUGGCCGCGUGGUCUCCUGGCUGGUGCUGGCCGAGGGCGCACACUCAGACGCAGGGUCUCAGGGCACUGACGGUCACGCAGACCUGCCCCCACCUCUUGAGCGGACAGGCGGCAUCGGGGACUCCCGGCCCCCCUCCUUCCACCCAAAUGUGGCCAGCAGCCGUGACGGGAUGGACAACGAGACCAGCACAGAGUCCAUGGUCAGCCACCGGCGGGAGCGACUCCGACGCCGGAACCGCGAGGAGGCUGCUCGGACCAAUGGGCACCCGAGGGGGGACCGGCGGCGGGACCUGGGGCUGCCCCCUGACAGCACAUCUACCAUGCUGAGCAGCGAACUCGAGUCCAGCAGCUUCAUUGACUCGGACGAGGACGACAACACAAGCCGGCUGAGCAGCUCCACGGAGCAGAGCACCUCCUCCCGGCUUAUCCGGAAGCACAAGCGCCGGCGGCGGAAGCAGCGCAUGCGGCAGACGGACCGUGCCUCGUCCUUCAGCAGCAUCACGGACUCCACCAUGUCCCUGAACAUCAUCACUGUCACGCUCAACAUGGAGAGGCACCAUUUCCUGGGCAUCAGCAUCGUGGGCCAGAGCAAUGACCGGGGCGACGGAGGCAUCUACAUCGGUUCCAUCAUGAAAGGUGGGGCCGUGGCUGCCGAUGGCCGCAUCGAGCCGGGUGACAUGCUGCUGCAGGUGAACGACGUCAACUUUGAGAACAUGAGCAACGACGAUGCUGUGCGCGUGCUGCGGGAGAUCGUGUCCCAGACGGGACCUAUCAGCCUCACGGUGGCCAAGUGCUGGGACCCGACCCCUCGGAGCUACUUCACCAUCCCGAGAGCUGACCCGGUUCGGCCCAUCGACCCAGCCGCCUGGCUGUCCCACACGGCGGCACUGACUGGAGCCCUGCCCCGCUACGGUACGAGCCCCUGCUCCAGCGCCGUCACGCGCACCAGCUCCUCCUCACUAACCAGCUCUGUGCCCGGCGCUGCACAGCUGGAGGAGGCGCCGCUGACGGUGAAGAGUGACAUGGGCGCCGUCGUCCGGGUCAUGCAGCUGCCCGACUCGGGCCUGGAGAUCCGUGACCGCAUGUGGCUCAAGAUCACCAUCGCCAACGCCGUCAUCGGGGCGGACGUGGUGGACUGGCUGUAUGCGCACGUGGAGGGCUUCAAGGAGCGGCGGGAGGCGCGCAGGUAUGCGAGCAGCAUGCUGAAGCGCGGCUUCCUGCGGCACACCGUGAACAAGGUCACCUUCUCUGAGCAGUGCUACUACGUCUUCGGGGACCUGUGUAGCAACCUCGCAGCCCUGAACCUCAACAGCGGCUCCAGCGGGGCCUCGGAUCAGGACACGCUGGCCCCGCUGCCCCACCCGGCUGCCCCCUGGCCCCUGGGUCAGAGCUACCCCUAUCAGUACCCAGGGCCCCCGCCCUGCUUCCCGCCCGCGUACCAGGACCCCAGCUUCAGCUACGGCAGUGGCAGUGCUGGGAGUCAGCAGAGUGAAGGAAGCAAAAGCAGUGGGUCCACCCGGAGCGCCGGCGGGAGCAGCCGGCGGGCACUGGGCCGUGAGAAGGAGCGCCGGGCGGCUGGAGCCGGGGGCAGCGGCAGCGAGUCGGACCACACAGCGCCAAGUGGGGCGGGUGGCAGUGGCUGGCGGGAGCGUCCGGCUAGCCAGCUCAGCCGUGGCAGCAGCCCACGCAGCCAGGCCUCAGCCGCUGCCCCGGGGCUCCCCCCACUGUACCCCCUGACGAAGGCCUACUCGGUGGUGGGCGGGCCACCUGGGGGGCCGCCCGUUCGGGAGCUGGCUGCUGUUCCCCCAGAGCUGACGGGCAGCCGCCAGUCUUUCCAGAAGGCCAUGGGGAACCCCUGUGAGUUCUUUGUCGACAUCAUGUGACCGAGGAGAGAGUGCCUUCAGCCGGCCCUGCAGGAGGGCGCUGCACCUGGAGCUUGUGUGGGCUUGCCUUAGUGGUGGCCGUCCUGGGUCAGGCCAGCCAGUGCUUCCACUUGCACAAGAGGCCAUGCCGUGGGGUCCGGGCCUGGAGAGCGUGGGAGCAGGCUGGAGGGGAGGGGCUGAGGGCAGCCCAUCCACUCCCAGUUGGAGCAGCUUGUGUCCAUGUAGACCCUAGUGGGGAGCCUCCAUCGCCCUGUGCUCAGGCAGGUCUGACCUGCCCCCCUUGACGUGCGCCUCAGGGACCCCUACUUGCCCACAGAGCUGUGCACAGAGCUGAGAGGUGGCUGCUGGGCCUGGGGCCCCUCCCCACCCAGUUCACAGGCCCUGCCCAUCUUGCCCAGGCUAGGGGGCCCUCUUCAGGGUGGAAUCAGAGCCCCCAGGCUCCUCGGUGGCUGCCCAGGGUAGGAUCUAAUUUAUUUAUUUAUUGCCUGCCUCUGUGCUCUGGGGGAGGUGGCAGCCAAGUCAGCCGACCCCCCACCUGGCUGGAGCAGAGUUUGCAUGUCCCCCCACGCUGGGUCUCAGAGCAAAUGCAGGGACACAGGUCGUGUCUGAAAGUGUUGGGGAGGGUGACUGCCCACCCGCGCACGCCACUUCCUUCUCGGCAUCUCUGGCCUGCACACAUCUGCGCUGUAGAUCCUGUAUCGAGUCGGAACAUCUGUUCGGAUAGUUAAUAGAGCUGCUUCUGUGUAAAUGCUAUUUUAAACACUAAAAAGCAUUUAAUUUUAUGGGA